UCAGCUAAGGAAAGAGAUGUCACUAAGGCAUGUCACAAGGAGAUAGGGCAGCCUGUGAACAAGUUUGCCCUGUAUGUCCCUGUUUCAGUGUGCAAUCCCCGUGGGUGUCCUGGCCAAAGCUGUUACUGUCCGUGGGUUUGGUUUGUGUGUGCCCUGGGGUAAGCAGCAUUAUUCUUGCAGGGACACCAAGAAGUUCUCUUCCAUUGACCCAGAUCAUUGAUCAAGCUUGUCAAGAGGCAGAAGUUUACAAGGAUGCUGGAGUUGAUGGGUUGAUCCUGGAGAACAUGCACGACGUGCCGUACACGGUGCGCCCGGGCCCGGAGGUCACCGCAGCCAUGGCAGUGCUCGCUGCUGCCAUGAGACACAGCUGUCCCCGUGUCCCUCUGGGCGUCCAGGUGCUGUGUGCUGCCAACCAGCAGGCAAUAGCCAUUGCUCUGGCUGCAGGUCUUGAUUUCAUCCGGGCUGAAGGGUUUGUGUUUUCUCACGUGGCUGAUGAAGGGUUUAUAAAUGCCUGUGCAGGUGACCUGCUACGAUACAGAAAACACAUUGGAGCAGACAACAUUCAGAUUUUUGCUGAUAUUAAAAAGAAGCAUAGUGCUCACGCCCUGACGGCCGACGUCGGCGUGGCGCAGACGGCGGGCGCGGUGCAGCUGUUCCUGGCUGACGGCGUGGUGCUGACUGGCACGGCCACCGGGCACCCCGCGGACCCCCGGCAGCUGCGAGAGGUUAAGCAUGCUGUGAAGAUUCCUGUGCUGGUUGGGUCUGGAGUGACUCUGGAGAAUGUGAGGGAUUACUUGGAUGCAGAUGCUCUGAUAAUUGGUUCCUAUUUCAAGAAAGAAGGAUAUUGGGCAAAUGCUGUUGAUCCUGACCGAGUCAAGAAAUUCAUGGAACACAUAAGUAAACUGAGGGAAUGAGUUUGUCAGCAAACACUGUCUGUUUGUGUUUGUUUGUAGAAAUGCAGUGUGGUAUUCCUACAGAAUUGAAGCACAAAUGUGUGGCCGAAUGGCAAAUAAUACCAAAUAAAAAUGCACAUCAUCUCCAUAACUAGCUGGGAAGCUUGGUGACAUACUUCACAAUGACCUGGUGCUCUGAUGUUUGCUUCUAGGCAGCACAUUUCUGUGGUGCUCAAAGCUACCAUCAAUGCAAAGCCAACUCUGAAGUCUUGUGUGAGAUAUUCUCUCCUGUAAGUUAAACACAGAGUGUAAGAAUUUUUAGAAAAUGUUCUCACAGGUGAGCUAAGUUCUGUUUUGCCUUUAAGUACAAUAGGAUGCCCUAAGUUUACAGCUAAAAGUGUUGUAAAUUGGACAAGUUAAUUAGCCUUUCAGUUUCCCCAUCUGUAAAAUGAUGAUAAUAGCACCUACAUCACACAGGGGCCAUAAGACAUAAUGAAGGAAAGAAUGUAAAGCACUUUCAUCUCUCCAAAUUAAGGGCUCUUUUAAAGUUCAAGAUCAUUAUUUUUUCAUUAGAAUUGUGCAUUUAUACAAUUGCUACAUUUUUUGUAAUACCACACAAAAAUUUAAGAUAAUUGGGGUAUUGAUUUACUUACAAUACUUAUUAGAGAACAAAUGUAAAUAUUUAAUUACAUUUUAAGUAGAUUUGGAAUGUAGUCAAAAUGCUUUUGCGAAAACUGGAAAUUUUAAUAAAGGUUUAUUAUUUUUCAGCAAGCACCUGCA
Passer montanus (Eurasian tree sparrow) is the source of this 1673-nucleotide messenger RNA. RefSeq lists its product as uncharacterized. The transcript has 5 exons. NCBI's taxonomy places the organism in Eukaryota, Metazoa, Chordata, Aves, Passeriformes, Passeridae. The coding region runs from base 30 to 914 and encodes 294 amino acids. The record is from RefSeq and is a predicted model, not a curated record.